GAAUGUACCUAAUCUGAAAUAGCUGCACUGCGCAUGUUAUGUCUGCUGAGCAUUUUCGCUCGAUAAGAGCCGAUUUGUUUCUUGGCUUUUGAACCACGAAUUUUAUAAGUUGAUUGCGUGUAACAUUGACAAGUUUGUAUUUUAUUAAAAAGACAAGAUGUCGAGCAGUAAAUGUGUUAAACAACCUCGCAAAAACUAUGUAAAAGAACAGCAGGAAAUGACCCAUUCGGAAAAACUACGGUUGAUAGAUGAUGAGUUGAACGCGUUUUACAAGUAUUGUCAACAGGCAGGUUUUACAGAGGAGGAAAUGGAUAUUAUUUGUCAACCAUUAGUAGCUGCAAUGCGGCGUUCUUGGUUGCAACUUGUCUUCCGUGGUACAAUUGUCUUGAUAGUUCUUGGCACAUUGGCUUGUUUAGCGGCACAACUUGAUUUUGUUGGAACACAUUUUACUGCAAUCAGUCGUCUUUUAUUGAUUAAAGUCUUGCCAAUUUGGAACUGGCAACCUUUAUAUUAUGAAAACUGUAUGAUCAACAAUCCCUUCUAUAAUGAUUAUAUGAUAACAGAAGAAGAUUGCGUGACCUGUGAAGCUUUGGAAACCAUCGAUCGUUUGUCAGAUGUGAGAUACCGUAAUCUUGUUGAUAACUAUUUAAGUCGUGAUGCACCUGCAAUCAUUACUGAUGCAAUGGAUUCUUGGGCAGUCAUGAACACAGACUAUUUCUGGUUUGAUAAUAUUACUCAUCUUUAUUUGGAGAACGAACGAUUAAUGGAAACCGUACCAUGCGCUUUGACCUCAAAUUUGAGAACCGGUUCAUCCGAUUUGGCAGCAUUUUUACGUCGGGUGCAUUCUCCAGAAGUAGCUAAGUGGUUUGUGCAUUGGCAAAAUUGCGAGAUCAAUGCGGUAAAGGUGUUGCGGAAAUAUUAUCAGCGUCCGUACUUCCUUUCGAGUACAGUCUCGCCAGCACAUUUCAACUGGGUGCUCAUGUCUUCGGAUUAUAAUAGUCCAAGUUAUAAAAAGGUAGAACUAGACACUGGUCUCAUUGCUCUGGCUCAGUUGAGAGGAGCUACGCAACUUCGUUUGACUCCUAUAAAUCCUUGCAAUAGUUCUUGUCCUGAGUUAAUAGCAGAUCUGCAUCAAGGCGAAAUGCUGGUAUUUACCAAUUUGAUGUGGACUCUGGAGUAUGCGCCAAUGAGAGGAUUGGACAAUAUUGCUAUCUUAACUGAGACUGUCUGGGAAGAGGAAACAUAGAUGUCCAAUCGUUUGUUUUUCCUUCUUUACAUUUCGCUAGUCCUUGAUAUUAAAGAACUGUGUAUAGCGUCAAUAUGCGUAUACUUAUAUACACUCAUUCUAUAGCGUUAUACUACAUAUUGAAUAAAGUACAAUUUACUCGUCA
Messenger RNA from Megachile rotundata (alfalfa leafcutting bee), 1391 nucleotides. RefSeq lists its product as uncharacterized. NCBI's taxonomy places the organism in Eukaryota, Metazoa, Arthropoda, Insecta, Hymenoptera, Megachilidae. The record is from RefSeq and is a predicted model, not a curated record.